Aspergillus aculeatus ATCC 16872 is the source of this 3183-nucleotide messenger RNA. RefSeq names its product valine--tRNA ligase. Gene Ontology annotation, biological process: valyl-tRNA aminoacylation. Gene Ontology annotation, cellular component: cytosol. Lineage: Eukaryota; Fungi; Ascomycota; Eurotiomycetes; Eurotiales; Aspergillaceae. The coding region runs from base 1 to 3183 and encodes 1060 amino acids. The record is from RefSeq and is a predicted model, not a curated record. The transcript is spliced from 4 exons. Gene Ontology annotation, molecular function: ATP binding; valine-tRNA ligase activity; aminoacyl-tRNA deacylase activity.
AUGGCCCAACCUUCUGCCCCCCAGAACCCGACUGGUGAGCCUAAAGCUCCCGUCGCCGACGUCCCUCCCCAGGCCGACGAACAAUUGAGAAACCAAGAUGCCGCUGCUGCCUCCAAGCUUGUCGAAGGACAGGACCCAUCUGCACCCCCCAAGGUGAAGAGCGAGAAGGAAUUGGAGCGCGAGCGCCGUAAGGCCGAGAAAGCCAAGAAGUUUGCAGAGAAACAGGCUAAGGCCGCGGCUAAGCCUGCUGCGCCCAAGGCUGAGAAGAAAGCCAAGAUCGAGAAGGAGAAGACCACAGACGCCUACGAUCCCAAGGUGAUCGAGGAAGGCCGCUAUGAAUGGUGGGAAGAGCGUGGCCUCUUCUUGCCUGAAUUUGGUCCUGAUGGCAAGGUCAAGCCGGAAGGCUACUUCGUCAUUCCAAUCCCACCCCCUAAUGUGACAGGUGCUCUUCACAUGGGUCACGCUCUUACCAAUGCGCUCCAGGAUACCAUGAUCCGCUGGCAGCGUAUGAAGGGCAAGACCACUCUGUGGCUGCCAGGUAUGGACCAUGCUGGUAUCUCUACCCAGAGCGUGGUUGAGAAGAUGCUUUGGAAGCUGGAGAAGAAGACCCGUCAUGAUCUCGGCCGUGAGGCAAUGGUCGAGCGCGUCUGGGCCUGGAAGGAUCAGUACCACGCCAACAUCAAGAAUGCGCUGCGGAGAGUCGGCGGCUCCUUCGACUGGACUCGUGAGGCCUUCACAAUGGACCCUAACCUAUCUGCAGCUGUCACGGAAACUUUUGUCCGCCUUCACGAAGAGGGUAUCAUUUACCGUGCCAACCGGCUGGUCAACUGGUGUGUGGCCAUGAACACCUCCCUCUCUAACCUUGAGGUUGAGAACAAGGAGGUCGAGGGUCGUACCCUUCUCGAUGUUCCCGGCUACGAAAAGAAGGUUGAGUUUGGUGUCUUGACUCACUUCUGCUACGAAAUCGAUGGAACCGACGAACGGAUUCAGAUCGCCACUACUCGUCCCGAGACCAUGAUCGGUGAUAGCGGUAUCGCUGUCCACCCUGAUGAUAAGCGCUACCAGCACUUGAUCGGCAAGUUCGCCCGCCACCCCUUUGUAGAUCGCUUGAUGCCUAUUGUCGCCGACACGGACGUCGACCCUGACUUCGGUACCGGAGCUGUCAAGAUCACCCCCGCUCAUGAUUUCAACGAUUUCAACCGCGGAAAGGCCCAUAAUCUCGAGUUCAUCUCCGUCCUGAACGAUGACGGUACCUUCAACAGCAAGGGUGGUCCUUUUGCCGGAAUGAAGCGCUUUGACGCCCGCUACAAGGUCAUUGAGAUGCUCAAAGAGAAGGGACUUUAUGUCAAGUGGGAGCACAACCCCAUGAAGAUUCCUCGCUGCGCUAAGUCCAACGAUGUCAUUGAGCCUAUUCUCAAGCCUCAGUGGUGGAUGAAGAUGAAGGAUCUCGCCGAACCUGCCAUCAAGGCCGUUGAAAGCGGUGAGAUCAUCAUCAGACCGGAAACCGCUGAGAAGAGCUAUUUCCGCUGGUUGAACAACAUUAACGAUUGGUGUCUGUCCAGACAGCUUUGGUGGGGUCACCAGGCACCCGCCUACUUCGUGAAGAUUGAAGGCGAGGAAGGUGAUGACAGUGACGAGAAUCUUUGGGUUACUGGUCGCACGGAAGAGGCGGCUCGGCAGAAGGCGGCGGCUAAAUUCCCCGGUAAGAGCUUCACUUUGGUGAGAGAUCCUGAUGUUCUUGACACUUGGUUCUCCUCCGGGUUAUGGCCGUUCUCUACCCUGGGCUGGCCCCGUCAGACACAUGAUCUGGAACAUUUGUACCCGACCUCCGUUUUGGAGACCGGCUGGGAUAUUCUCUUCUUUUGGGUGGCUCGAAUGAUCAUGCUGGGUCUUAAGAUGACCGGCAAGGUCCCUUUCAAGGAGGUGUACUGCCACUCCCUGAUCAGAGAUUCUGAGGGUCGCAAGAUGUCCAAGUCUCUGGGCAAUGUCAUUGAUCCUCUCGACGUCAUGGAAGGUAUCAAGCUGGAUGACCUUCAUGCCAAAUUGCUCACCGGCAACCUUGCCGACAAGGAGGUGGCCACUGCUACCAAGUACCAGAAGAAGGCCUUCCCCAAGGGUAUUCCUGAGUGCGGUGCUGAUGCCCUGCGUUUCGCCCUUGUGUCCUACACUACUGGCGGUGGUGAUAUUGCCUUCGACAUCCAGGUCAUCCAUGGUUAUCGUCGAUUCUGUAAUAAGAUCUACCAAGCCACGAAGUUUGUGCUUGGCAAGUUGGGCGAUGACUUCAAGCCUCGGCCGACCCCUACAAAGACUGGCAAGGAGUCACUUGCGGAACGCUGGAUCUUGCACAAGUUUAACGCUGCUGCUAAGGAGAUGAAUGAGGCUCUUGAGCAGCGUGAAUUCUCUGCUUCGGCAUCCAUCGCUUACCAAUACUGGUACGGCCAACUUUGUGACGUUUUCAUUGAAAACUCAAAGUUCCUGCUUGCGCCCGAAGUCCCGGCCGAAGUGCAGCAGUCGGCCAAGGAGACGCUCUACACAGCUCUUGAGGGGGCUCUGACUUUGAUCCACCCAAUGAUGCCCUUCGUCACUGAGCACCUGUGGCAACGCCUGCCUCGUCGUCCCGAAGAUAGCACAAUUUCGAUCAUGAAGGCCAAGUACCCCGAAUAUAGACCUGAGUUCGAGGAUUUCGAGGCUGAGACUGCCUAUGAACUGAUUUUGAAUGCCUCGAAGUCUAUUCGGUCGAUCCUCGCCCAGUAUGAGAUCAAGACCAAGGGCGACAUUAUCAUCCAGACUUACGAUGCCACCAGCUACAGGACCGUCUCGGAUGAGCUUACUAGCAUCAAGUCCCUGGGUGGCAAGACCCUGGGCGAGCUUAGUGUGCUCGGCCCGGAGAAUACCAACCCACCUUCAGGCUGUGUGGUCGCUCCUGUGAGCUCUGAAGCUGCUGUCUAUCUCCGUGUUUCCAAGGAAGUUGCCUUGGAGCAGGAGGAGAAGGCCAAGGCUAGUCUGGAGAAGGCACGCGAGACAGUGCGUCGCCAGCAGAAGCUCAUCAGCGGUGCUGGAUGGCAGGAGAAGGCAAAGCCUGAAGUGCGCGAGGCUGAAGAAAAGAAAAUGCGUGAUGCUGAGAGUGAAAUGACUCGUCUAGAGGAACAGAUCCGUGAGUUUGAGAAGCUGCGGCUAGAGUAG